Molecule: messenger RNA, 1016 nt
Organism: Gossypium raimondii (Peruvian cotton)
Lineage: Eukaryota; Viridiplantae; Streptophyta; Magnoliopsida; Malvales; Malvaceae
Product: transcription initiation factor TFIID subunit 6b-like
Exons: 7
Coding region: 1-882 (293 amino acids)
Biological process (GO): RNA polymerase II preinitiation complex assembly; transcription initiation at RNA polymerase II promoter
Cellular component (GO): SLIK (SAGA-like) complex; SAGA complex; transcription factor TFIID complex
Molecular function (GO): RNA polymerase II general transcription initiation factor activity; transcription coactivator activity
Source: RefSeq, a predicted model, not a curated record
AUGUCUGUAUGGAUAGUAGAUGUUAUUGGAACAUGGAAUUGGUAUUUUGCUUUCCAUGCAGCACCUUCUGAUGGUAAAAUGGCUGAAUACAAAGAAGAUGGGCUUUCCGUUGAUGUCAAAUUACCUGUUAAGCCUGUAUUAUCUAGAGAGCUUCAACUUUACUUUGACAAGAUCGUGGACAUUACCAUGAAUAAAUCAGUCUCAGUUCUCUUUCAACAAGCAUUACUGAGUUUGGCAACAGACUCGGGAUUACAUCCUUUAGUUCCUUAUUUUACAUAUUUCAUUGCGGAUGAGGUUGUUUUAAAUUUGAAUAAUUUCCCUCUCAUGUUUGCUUUGAUGCGUGUUGCCCGGAGUCUUCUCCAGAAUGAACACUUACACAUAGAACCUUACUUACACCAGUUGAUGCCAUCUAUUAUUACCUGCCUCGUUGCAAAAAGGUUAGGAAAUAAAUUCACCGACAAUCAUUGGGGACUUAGAAACUUCGCAGCAAAGCUAGUGGCAUCAAUAUGCAAAAGGUUCGUUUACUUAUACUACCAAAUCUUGAAGCAUAAACGAAAAGCAAGCACUGGCACCUUGAUGCAGCAGCAACCACCUGCCAAGAAAAUAGCAACUGAGAGUGCAAUAGGUAUGAUGCCAAUAAAUUCCAUGCAAACUGAUUUACAAGGGGCAGUUAGCGGCUUUUCUACCACCAUAGGAGGUUCCAAUAUUGGUGUAUCAUCAAUGUCACGGCCGUUAUCAAAUGAUAACAAGACAUCAACCGUUCUAGCUCAGGCUUGGAAGGAAGACACAGACCCAGGGAACUUGUUAGCAUCAUUAUUUGAACUUUUUGGUGAAAGUAUGUUAUCAUUUACUCCCAAACCUGAACUUUCAUUCUUCCUUUGAUUAAAUUUCACCUCCAAAAGCUAUGGUUUUUGAAGGAAUUUGUGUAAAUUAUCCCCAUAGUUUUUUUCAGUCUUACUGUGUUUAUCUUUAUAAGUCUUCUUUUUUUUCCUUGCUCAUAAAUGUAUUGUAGUUAU